UCUUAUUCUUCCUCAGAAAUGGAGCAAACUCUAUAUUUCAUUCUUCUUCUCAUUGCUCUCUGCUCUGUAUCUGAAUGUGUUCAGCGUCAGUAUCACUUUAUAAAUGAGAACAAGACCUGGACAGAAGCUCAGAGAUACUGCAGAGAGAAUUACACAGAUCUGGCCACCGUUGACAACAUGAACGACAUGAACGAGCUGAAGAAGAGUGUGAAUGGUGGAGGUGUUCAGUAUAUCUGGAUUGGGCUGCAGAAGACGGGUCGCAAUAAAUGGCAGUGGUCUUCAGGGGAACCUGCGCUCUAUCUGAACUGGGCUACUGGACAACCAGAUAGCAGUUAUUGUGUUAUUAUGACGGGAAAUGGACAAUG
Molecule: messenger RNA, 365 nt
Organism: Sinocyclocheilus grahami
Lineage: Eukaryota; Metazoa; Chordata; Actinopteri; Cypriniformes; Cyprinidae
Product: lithostathine-1-like
Exons: 2
Source: RefSeq, a predicted model, not a curated record